UUGACUGUUAUAACAUCAAGCGUGAUAGAAAUAUUUCUCUCGCAGUCUAAGAAAUAGAGGAAGGAACGGACGGUAGACUCAGGAAAAACAUUCAGGUCUGUUUUCAAAAUCAGGCAAAUAAGGAAAGGAGAAACAACAGAAAGGAGGACUAAUUAACUUAUGACUUCUGAGAGCUGUGGACAUUUUUGCUUAACAACUGGAGAGAUUUCAAAAUCAGAAUAAAUGCGACUCAACAUGUAGAUGUUUUGCAGGUUUCUGGUUAAAUUCCCCCCUCUUUUUCCCCCACAACUGAAUAUUUUACCCUGCACGCCAGCGAAGACCAGUCUAAAUGUAUUUGGAGAAAUCUGAGGGAUGCGUCUGAGAGAAAGAUGCAGAGCAGAGAAUUCUGACAUGGUGCCGACCCAAAUUGACAGAGACGAGGAAAGAGUGGACUGUUCAGUGGCAGACACGUCUCCAACCAGACACAGGUAUUCUCUACUCGAUACUAAGAUCAGUCAAGACAUUGAUCUAUGCUAACUGAAACAAUUUUGUAUUCUGAGCUUGUGUUUGUAAGUCCUCUUGGAUGUGUGAUACACUGACAUUGUAAUAAUAAAUAGUUGUUUCAUUUGAAACCUGACUCAGCUGAUUUACACUUGUAUUAUUGUAUUGCAAAAUCAGCAGUGGCAACCAGUAAUUUGCUUUGUUAGAAUAUAACUGUUUAAUGUGCAAAGCAAUACCUUGCAUCUUCAGCACAUGAUCAGAUUUAUGUGGAGGUAAAUCAUUUCUCCAAAAUGUAGAAAUAAAAUAAGUGAUAUAUAAAGAGCAUACUGUCUUUGUAAAUAAUAACUCAGCCAAUCUGCAAACUAUGGAUGUUUAUUAAUAUUUUAAAUAUGAUUUAGAAAUGUGCGUCAUUAAUGGUGUUCUUGAUUUAGACCAACAGAUUUACUGAAAGCCAUAUGACAAACUACUUAACUAUAACAAGCCAUAACCAUCUUACACAGUAAUCCUGAGAGUUUUUCAAAGCAGUGCUGUGCUUAGUAUCGACAAGAAUCCUGUGCUUCUGAGGAGGAGACAUUUUGCCUGUCCGAGACAGAAAAGAGGAGCAUCAGGACAACGACAGACAACAGACAUAUGAGUGCUUCCUAAAUCAAAGUGAGAGAGGGGUCGCCUCCUGUCAGAUACACAAGAAGAGACAAAGACAGGAUGAGGGGAUACAAUGAAUCCACAGCUCAAGCUGAUUAUUGAUUGUUACUAAAACUGAAUGCUUUACCUACCUGGACGACAGACUCGUCAGACUUGUGUCGGAGGGGAAAACAGACAGUAACCUCCACUAAAAGAAGGAGGGAGAACCGGCAGUAGCCAAUAUAGAGAAGGAGUAGGGGGCAAGUUCCCUUUCUCUCUCUCGACCCAUCUCGUCGUCAGGCUGGCUGGGACAGCCAUGGCGUUCACCUUUGCGGCCUUCUGCUACAUGCUCACCUUGGUGCUGUGCGCGGCUCUCAUCUUCUUCGUCAUAUGGCAGAUCAUUGCGUUUGAUGAGCUUCGCACAGACUUCAAAAACCCCAUUGAUCAGAGUAAUCCCACAAGAGCGAGAGAAAGGAUCCUCAACAUUGAAAGAAUCUGCAACCUGCUUCGCAAAUUGGUGGUACCGGAGUACUCCAUCCAUGGGCUCUUCUGCCUGAUGUUCAUGUGUGCUGGAGAGUGGGUCACACUUGGCCUGAAUAUCCCGCUGCUCUUCUACCAUCUGUGGAGGUUUUUGCAUCGGCCAGCUGAUGGGUCAGAGGUCAUGUAUGAUCCUGUCAGUGUGAUGAAUGCCGACAUUCUCAAUUAUUGCCAGAAGGAGUCCUGGUGCAAGCUGGGCUUUUAUCUGCUUUCUUUCUUCUAUUAUCUCUACAGUAUGGUCUACGCCUUGGUGAGCUUCUAACAGGCAGGAGAUCUGGAGAAAGAAAAGGAAGUAUAUGUAUGAAAGACACAGAGGAACAAAUGGAGACAUCAGCUCUUCCUCUCUUCAUGUAUCCUUCCAUCACUGGCUUCUUGGGUUUUCAACAAUCUAACCUUGGACAAAACAAGAGGACCAAUCUGAGAGAUAUUAUGAAUGUAAAGGUGUUGCCUCCGCUCCAUCAUUGCUUUAUCCAAUAUACUGCUGUCGGAUGGCUGGACAAAUCUUUGAAGGACUGAAAGGAAACAGAAGGAGGACGUGUAUUGCCUUUGACCCAUUAUACGAAUUAACAAUACAUUUCUGAAGGGCUGGACUUUUCCCAUGCUGCUCUUAAUGAUCCAGUCGCUCAACUCACUGUGAAUCUCCAAACACUUAGGGGCUGGAAAACUAAAUACUACAACUAAAUGUACUAAAAGCAGGAUUGUAUUGGUAUCAUUCCAUGUAUUCCAGACAACAGACACCUGUAAUAUCAAACCACUGCUUUGAUUGUGUUACAGGUACAUUAAACUGUAGGAAACUGGUUAAAUUGUACAGGAGAGCCUUAAAGCACUGUAAGCAAUGCAGAAGGCCUGGCAGGGAAAUAACAGAUUGGUGUGUGCACAGACACUUUUAACCAGGAUGGAGACAGACCAACACAACAUCUCCUUGAUGCCAGCCUGCAACAAAAACAACAAGCUAUCAUCAUAAGUUUGACUUCGAGGGUCAAUGCUUGUAAUGUGCAUUCAAAAUAAGUAGGUCCAUAGCUGUAAGGAUGUAUUUUAUGCUACAUGCUAUAAGUUCAUGCUUUCCAAAGAGCGUAAUGCUCAGACAUAUAAUGCCAAAAGUUUAUAUCUAAAAGACAUUGUGCCAAAUUAAGAAGUCAGUUAGGAGGAGUGAAAAGAAAUCGCUUAUAGUGUCUUCAUCUACAUGCUAAGGCACUGUCAGGCCUUGGCUUUAUUUUCACUUUCUUUAAGACACAUUUGAUUUUGGCACACUGUUUUUUUCUUGAAAAAAUAGAAAGGAAAAAAAAUGUAGUUCUGUUGUAUUUUUUAGUGUGCAGGGAGCGCCUUAUUUCUAUUCCCAGUGAAGUUUACUCUUACUCAUCUUCAUCUAUACUAUAGUCAUUUUAGCACAGCAACUUUUCUCUGAUCUGAGGUAGAAUCUAGAAAUCUCAUGUACAAAAAGCAAUUAAAAACUAGCAAUGUAAUAUGAUUCAUGAGACAUAUCGAUGAAGUGUUAUUCCGUGUAUGUAAUAACAGUGAGUGGGAGAUGAGACAUUGAUGACUCUAUGUUUCCGUUAUUUCAGACGUGUAAAGAUGGUGAAGUCAUCUCAAUACGUCUACAAUCAUACAGUUUCACAAGGGACAGAUGUAAGAUGUGAAAUGUUGCUGAUGACCAAGAUUUGUAAACAGCAAAGCCUUUCCUCAGCUGGUGCUGCCUUUGCUAUCAUGUGUUCAGUAGUUUGAACUAUUUGUAGAUAAUUGAUGGUUUAAAUGUGUGAUUUUAACAACAGUAGAAAAACAGAAAUGAGCCUGAGAAUCAACAAUCUGCGAUGUUUGUCAUACGCAGACUCCACGUGUAGACAAUGGUGGUGAUAACGCGUUUGGUCUAUAUACUGUGGGACCCACUUAGGAAAAAAAUGUCUUGAAUACCACAGCCUAUUGAAGUAGUUUAAAUUAUGUCAAUGAUUUACAUUGAAAAUGGUAGUUGCGUCUCUGAUCCAUGAUGACCAGUAAUCUUCUUAUAAUUCUUUUUUUUUUCUCCAUUAUUUUCAUAAACAAGUAAAAUAACUUCUGGAAAAUGAAAUACAGAACACAAUAGUAAAUAUUAUUGUAUUAAUUUACUACACAAAUACAUUUGCUGUACAUUUUGCGUAUGUUAGUAUAUUUAUAAAAGGUUUAACCACCUUUAUAGAUACUAAUAUUAAUUAAAUAGCAAUACCUAGGAUGAGGCUGACAAAUUUCUAUUUUUAAUCAUAGUCAACAAAUCCCAUGAAAAGACUAAAACCAACAAUGUCUCAAUAUUUGCGACUUUCCUUUACAGUCUGUGGCAUUCAGCCCCAAGAACAUUAGUUUCUAGUGAAGAUGUAAAUCUUCAAAAACAUGAUACAAAUAUAUUCCUUCAUUUUUAAAACAGGCUAAAUCAUUUCCCAGCACAGCUGAGCACUGUUGAUUUUAUCAAAUGUCACUCCAACAAGAGUAAAUAGUGAAUUUCUUGGGGACUAUUUUGACCAGAGGAUUAAUUCACAUUUGCAGCAGUAUUUUCAGCAGCAGAAUGUUUAUGUGUAUGUGGGAUCGAUCCAGAAUAAACUACAGAGCCCAUGUUAAUCGUAAUGAAGGGAUAUUUUACCCAGGUAACAGUGUCACUCACUGAUAUACGUUAUUAUUUUCUCCUACUGUGUUUAUUGUUAUGCAUCAAAAUGCCAAAGCAAAUUCCUUGUAUGUGAAAUCGUACUUGGCAAUUAACCCGCUGCUGAUUCUUUAAUAGUUAGAAGCUCUGUGGCAGAGAGGAAUAAGCUAGAUCAAGCUUUUGCUGUAUGGGCAUUGCUGGUUUUAGUCCUUUUUUGUUGACAAUAAGAAAAAUGCAGAAUAUCACUUCUCUUAUCCUUUAAACACAAUCCAAAACAGAAUAUUUUCCAGUUUAAAAAACAUCCUGCGUCCUGCAACAAUAUGUCCAAUGACUUUUUGAUUGCUAUAGAAUGCCACCAAUUAAGAACUUCUGCAGUAGAGCUUCACCACACACACACACACGCACGCACGCACGCACGCACGCACGCACGCACGCACGCACGCACACACACACACACACACACACACACACACACAAGCACCUCUUGUGUCAAUCAGUCUAUUUCAUGUCAUUUUGGUACUAAUAAAGGGUUUAGAGGGAGCAACUCAAGCCGUUUGUAUGAUUUGAAUUUCAACCAAAUUGCAAGAUUUACUAGACUGAAGCAACUUUAAUAUUCUGUCAAUGUUCUUGAAGACACACAGCAGACAGACAGUGCAUGUUGUGCCAAAUAAUGUUCCCACUGAAGUAAUCACAGGACAGGACACCUCAAAACUCUGCCAACAAUGUGAGUGUUUUGAGUCUGGACAAUCACUAUUAAAGCACAGGAACACCAGGAAAGGAGGAGAGCUUGGUUUGAAGUUAUUAUGUAGUUGCUCUAAACAAAGCAUUUUAGAAAACUGUAUUUAAGUAUCUAUUUGUAUCUGUCUUUUAUACAUUUAUCAUCAAUGUGCGCUACAGUAAAUUUGGUGGAUUACUUUAUAUUUAUUAGGUUACACUAUGAUGUACAGUUAAUGAACUGUGAUUCUCAUGCCAUAUUCUAAUAAAACGGUAACUCCAAAAUGA
This is a messenger RNA of Micropterus salmoides (largemouth bass), 5245 nucleotides long. RefSeq names its product cornichon family AMPA receptor auxiliary protein 2 (gene cnih2). Gene Ontology annotation, biological process: regulation of AMPA receptor activity; vesicle-mediated transport. Gene Ontology annotation, cellular component: synapse; dendrite. Bases 1418 to 1900 code for a protein of 160 amino acids. The record is from RefSeq and is a predicted model, not a curated record. The transcript is spliced from 6 exons. NCBI's taxonomy places the organism in Eukaryota, Metazoa, Chordata, Actinopteri, Centrarchiformes, Centrarchidae.